Molecule: messenger RNA, 1032 nt
Organism: Peronospora matthiolae
Lineage: Eukaryota; Oomycota; Peronosporomycetes; Peronosporales; Peronosporaceae
Source: the annotation of a GenBank genome assembly
AUGUUCCUCCGCCAAAGCUUGCUGUUCACCGCCACCCUCCUCUGGAACCAAACCGAAUCGGCUCUCGACAACCGUAACAAGACGCUUGCUGUUGGUCUCCACCACAGCAGCCUCCCACGCCCGAACGAGAACCCGCUCGAUGUCCAAACACUAUCGGAGCUCCAGGAAUCAGCUACUGUGAACGUGACCAACCGUGUAGACCAGGAAGAUGAAGCGAGGUUCGUUAGCUCUGCUCUUGUAGGGAACCUACGGAACCAUGCGGCGAUAUUCGCAGUAAAUAUGGCCGUGGCGAGAAAGCUCCCUCCUGCCUUGGCUUUCAGCGCUCUACGCGUCGGGAAGGGUCAAGACAAUUCCGAUGAGGUGUUGUGUACCUUGAUCAAGUAUGCCUCGGAGUACGAAGCACCAAAAGGUCAGGAACGCUGGUACACCCCUGAAAAAGUGUUUUCCUUGCUGGUGAAAACCCGUUCGGUGGACAAGGUGCUGGGCUUGUUCAAGGCAGCCAAACUGCAAACAGACGUGGAAAAGCUAUUUGGUCUUCUGUACCAAGAAGGUUUCUCAACACUGCGCGAGUCGAUGAAUCAGGAGUGGCUGGCUUCAAAAACUAAGCCUGACGUGGUUUUUCGUCUUCUGGGCCUUACUAAGGGCCUUCUCGAAAAGCAGUCCCUGAACGUCUACCACUGGGUUCUGUACUGCCAAAAGUUCAGGCAAGAGUACGAUGGCAAAGCUUCAGCUGUUGAGAAUAUAGCGAAACCUUUGCUGGAAGCAGGAACUGUCCCCCGUCUCUUGUUGUUCAGAGAGGACUUCGUGCGCGCCAACAGAGUGCAUAAGGACCUGAUGAAACUCGUCGACAUGAUACAGGAUGCACUGUACGAGGGACUGAUCGAAACGAAGAAGAUAUCGCCGGUCUUGGCCUAUCGCCAUCUGCAGUGGUACAAAAUACAGAAUGCGUCGCAACUACCGAAAUCGUCAAGUGCUUUGGAAGACUUCACGUCGGCAUAUGAAAGCCACAUGGCGUCUUUAAAGAAGAAAUAG